Messenger RNA from Rhizoctonia solani, 4179 nucleotides. RefSeq names its product cytochrome P450 family protein. The record is from RefSeq and is a predicted model, not a curated record. The coding region runs from base 1 to 4179 and encodes 1392 amino acids. Gene Ontology annotation, molecular function: monooxygenase activity; heme binding; iron ion binding. The transcript has 24 exons. NCBI's taxonomy places the organism in Eukaryota, Fungi, Basidiomycota, Agaricomycetes, Cantharellales, Ceratobasidiaceae.
AUGUCCAGCUCUGCAAUCUCUCAUCUUGAUACACUACGGUCCUCGGAUGUCUCACAGCUUAUUGGGAAUCAUUCACUAGAAUUGAUUCUUAUGGUUCUGGGAGCUCUAGGCAUUAGAACCUUCUACAAAAUUGCUAAAAGGUCAAACGUGUUCAGCAAUUUAGAUGGGCCAGCAUCUGAAUCAUUUCUGUGGGGAAAUGAAAAGUUGAUGUUUAAUUUUGAACGUUCCUCGACCAUACAAGAAGAAUCAUUGACUGAACAUGGUCUCGUUUGUAGAAUAAAGUCUAUCCUCAGGGAAGACAGACUAUGGGUUGCUGACCCACGAGCAAUGCAUGAGAUUCUACAGAAGGCUUAUGACCAUUUUCAUGAGCCUCCAUCGGUACUUGCAUGGCUCCAAAUUACACUGGGUAACAACACCGUAUCUACAGCUGGUUCUAAGCACAAAGUACAACGCAAGAUCCUAAAUCCGCCUUCAAUUGCGACUUACCAUCAGAUUUCAGUGAUGCCGGUAUUCACGGAAAUUGCGUACCAAGUCGAAGGCAUUAUAGCUAGAAAAGCACGGGAAAACGAAAGUAACAGUAGAGUAGUGGAUCUCGCCUCCUGGAUGAGCAAUGUGUCUUUGGAAUCGAUUGGUCAAGCAGGGAUGGGGCACCGAUUUGGAGCGAUGGAAAAGGGCCAAAUCGAAUUUCUUCAAGCUUCACAUCAGCUGCUGAUGUGGUAUCUUCAUCCCUUUAUAGCGACCCUCAUCAAGCUAAGACCCGCUUGCUUUCGCCGGUUCGUUGUUGACCGCUUGCCAUUUGGCCCGGCACAGGCACUCAAAAACUCAACUGAUGUUGUCGAUCACACCGCCAACACCAUAUAUAAGAAGAGAAAGAGUGCGUUUGAGAAUGGGACGUUGGACUCAGAGAUUGCUGCUGGUAACGAUGUUGUUUCGAUGCUACUCAAACAGAGCGAAACACUGUCUGGGGAAGAACAAAUGACCGAGGAAGAACUUAUUGCUCAAGUGAAUGGACUAGUGUUUGCUGGACACGACACUACAAGCAGUGCGCUGGCAAGAACCCUCCACUUCCUCACACAGUAUCCGGAUGUACAGGAUCAAUUGCGCAAGGAGGUUCAAGAAGCUCAUCGCCAACACGGCAAGGAUCUCGAUUAUGACCAGCUCAACUCGCUCCAGUAUUUGGACGCCGUGUGUCGUGAGUCCCUGCGCCUGGCGGCUCCCGUUCAACGCAUACAGCGUGUCGCAGGCGCGGACUGGAGUCUCCCACUUCAGCAUCCGGUCAAGGCCAAGGAUGGAAGGACUGAGCUUAGUAGUAUACACGUGCCAAAAGGGACACAUAUUUACUUAUCGAUCGGUGCUAUCAAUCGAGACAAGGAACUGUGGGGGGAAGAUGCAUCAGAGUUCAAACCCUCGCGCUGGUUACAACCUUUGCCAAAUAGUCUGUCUGAAUCCAAGAUUCCUGGGGUUUACUCGAAUACAAUGGCGUUCUCAGGGGGACCUCGGGCAUGCCUUGGGCUCAAAUUCACCCAGAUUGAGAUGACUAUGACCACGUUGGCGAAUCUGCAAAAGAAACUUAGUCGAGCGCUCAAGGAUGUAGCUGGAGUCAAGGGGACAGGGAUGGUGCCUGCCAAUGCGAUGCAAGCGAGUGCUGUAUUAUUCGAAGCGCUUGGAGAGGUCGACGGGAAACUGGCUAAGCUCGCGGAAAAAGAAUACGAUCACUUGAGCUCCGAAGUCCGAAAACAUUUUAAGAAAAUGGCUAAAGAGGAAAAAGCUCAUGACGAAAUGACUUUUAAUACCAAUGUUCGGCUUAAGCAAGCAUCCUCUGCAUACGACAAAAAAGUUAAAGGAAAGGUUCCAUAUACUGCCGAUGAGCAUGCCAAGCACGUACAUCUUCUUAGCGCCCUGGGCAAUGAAAUGGCCACCGCCAAACUGGCGCACGAAACUCAGAUUUCCCAGAGACAUAUUGCAGUUCUGUUCGCGGUUGGUGCUUCAUUGUCACGGGUCGCGGAUGCCUGCUGGACUGGUUCCUGUGAACACGUCAAACGCGCAGGACCUCACAUUGGCAGAAUUGGGCAGUGGAAAUCUUUGUGUGAAGGUGGUUGGGCCGGGGCGGUCCCAGAGGAUCUGCCGGAUAUUGACAAACCUGGGUCAGGCGUGAUCGACAGGCCAAGAUUUGGCGGGUCCCCUAGCAAGGACAAAUACAGCGCGAGCCUGACCGAGACUAUGACUGGGUCCACAAGUCGUUCUCCUCCGCUAAUCUCGCCAUUCCCCAUUACACCGAUUCCAGGAAUGGGACCGCUCAGCACCGGAGGAUACUUCCCGGGUAUGGGCGAAAAUAGCGAUUUGAAGCCUCCAAUUGCACCGUUUUCGAGAGAGGGCCCCUCAGUCUCGGGUAAUGGUCAUCAUUCACCUGGAAUGCCAUCCUCACCAGGCCCACCUCCAUUUGCAACACCUGUCCCCCCCGCCACGCCAAAGCGCAAAGAGUCCCAAUUUCCUCCCCCACCUCAGCACCCCGCCUCUCCAACUAGACCACACGCCGGAUUGCCUCCGCCCUCUCCGGUAAGAAGCAACGUUGGUUUGCCUAACCAACCCGCCGACGGACUCCCACCUUCAACACCCGUGCGACCGUUCACGGACCUCCCAGACUCGAAAGGAUCACCUGUAAGGGCCCCGCCAUCACCCGUGCGAGCAUCUGGGUCCCCAUUUCGGCCCCCCGGCUCCCCAGUGCGAGUCCCAUCGUCUCCAAUUCGCGGGCUUCCUGUCCCCCCGAAUCCUGAACUCGGCCCGGACUUUCACACUCAUAACGCGGUUCCACCAGUAGAUCCUUCACCCGGAACUCCCAGUCCAUCUCCAAAGAAGGGGUGGAGCACAAGCUCGUGGGCUCAAAUCGGGGAUAACAAAAAUGGAGGCCAGCCCCCGUCACAGCCUGAGCCUGAGCCCGAGCAAACCGUUUCGAUCUCUAGGUUCUUGAACGAAAAUAAGGAAAUGGGCAUUGAUGUUGCCGAGCUAGAAGGAGCAGCGAUUCGGGAGAGUGUUGAGAAGAUGGCUGCAGCUGCGGCGGCUGGAGGCGCGUCCUUGACGGAUAAUCAACCGGGCGAGACUAAACCUCUUGUAUUGGGCGGAGGCAAUGGUUGGGGAAACGGGAGUCAGUACGAGCUUGGACCCACGGGAACUUUGAAGAAACUGGUUUUGGACGAGGACCGGCGCCAGAUCUCUGGAGGGCCGCGAGCAAUGCCCGACCCGGCAGGUGCCCGACCUCUGCCACUGGUAGCGGACACGAAAAACCCCGGACGAAAGAGAACCGGGAGCAUCGAAUCGCUGACGAGCAAUGGAACCACGAGUCGGGUGGCGGCUAUGAGGAACAAAUACGAUAACCCUCCACAAUCACCGGGCCUGAAGGAGCGACCGGCGCUCUCGCAUGCAGUUUCGGACAUGAUGAAUGCUGCGCGUUCUCCCGAAAUUGCGCAUGCCACUCCUAGAACGUGGACCCGUCCAAACCCUCCACCUUCGGCCUUUCCUGAACGCGCAGGUCUUAUCUCUCCCUCGCUCGACGACAUUCAUAACCCCAAUGCCGGAAUGAGCUGGAGCGAGCGCGAAUUCCACAAUUUACGUGAACAGCGGGAACGGGAAUGGAAGGCGAGAGAAUAUGCACUUAGUUUGGAACGGCGUGAACUCGAGUUGGAAAGACAGAGGAUUGCGCUUCAUCAACAAUAUCAGCAGUUCACCGGAUCGUCCUCGAACAGCACAGCGAUUAGUGGCACCACCGGAAUCAGUAGUUCUACGGGCACUAGUGGAACUACGAGUACCAGUGGAACUUCGAGUGGGACUGGCAUCACGAGCACGAGCGGUUCGACGGCUAUGAGUGGAGCGACGGCCAUUCUAGGACACCCAGCAUUCGGCCGUCGACCAAGAUCACCGGAGAGCAUCCCGGAUGACACUCGACCGCCCUGGAUGUCCCCUCCCAAAUCUUCAGGUGCUCGGUAUACCUCUCAGCUCCGAGACGAAUCAGACACCGAGUCGACCUCGCCCAGCGGCAAGAAGAGCACGUGGAUGGGACGAGGGCUAAGGCGGUUAAGCAUGCCUUCACCGUUUGCGGAGAAGAAGCCGAUCCAAGUCGUAUCGAUACCUGCGCCUAGGGAGCCCGGGAUCGGGAACAGGAGGAGUUUUGAUGCUGGGCGUUAG